AUGAAUUCGCAACCGGUGACGAUAAAGUUGGACAGGGAAAUCCACUUCUCCGGAUUCAAACUAUCGCCGAAGCAGAAACGGGAAAAUGCCAUCAAAAUGCGGCAGUACCAGGAGGUAAGUGUGAGGCAAAGGCUUUGUAGCUCCGUUUACAAGGUCCUUGGAUUUAAAUUUUAUCGAAUUUCCUUCAAUUUCAGACCAUUCUCUAUAUUGUACUUGACUUCAGAGCGAGUCCCGUUCUGGGUUUGUUGUGUUCCCGCAAAAUGGGUACUCUCCAUCCCACAGCCCCAUUAUCAACUGGGUAAUGGAAGUUGGGACCUUCAAGGCCUAUCCGCUUUACCGCAAGGUCUGCCCGGACGUGAAGGAUUACCUGGACUUGCGCUCCGCCGAACGCAAGGAAGAACAUACCGCCUUCCCGUACGGGGCGUUCGUCCAGUUCCGCAAAAGCGUUGUUGACGACAAAGUAGUCAUAUCGGAGGUGCUGAGCGUUAAUAGGACGUAUAUUGUGAGUGUUUUUGUAUUGUUCUUGGUUUUUAGGUAUACCUGACGGAAAAUGUCAAAAAUUCGGAAAAAUUCCCAAUUUUUUGCUGUAAGAUUUUUUAAAUACGAUGUAUGCAGUUGACUUAUGAUGUUUCGAGCACUAAAUCUGUAACUCGUCUGGGAAUGCUCGUCUUUAAACCUUAGCCAUGGUGAUCACAUAAAGUAUUCAAAAACUUGUCCAAUUUUGGGUGUAAAAAAGCAAAAGUUGUUCUGUGUCAUCUUCGGAGCUCAUCUAUGCAUUUUCAACGGUCAGAUCAGUCGUCUCUAAGAUAAUAUUCUUCUCGGUAUAUUAUCCAUGAUGAUCAAAAAAAAAUCCUUUUAUUCUUGAAACUUUUUAAGUUCGCCGACACUCGAGUGACCCGUGGCAUAGGUGAAGAGCUGAACAUGUUGUUUUUGCACAGUCUAGGCGUCAAAAUUCCAAUGGAGCCGCGGCAUAAUGACGAGUUUGCGCCGGGCGUCUCACAUGUUUGCGCAACCCAGGCGGAUGUCGACUUUUCCGUCAAAGACUUGCCUCAUCAGCCGGUGACGAUCUCCAUUGUCAGUAUUAACAGUCACACAGCCGAAGAGUUGGAAUGGUCGUUUUCGGUAAGGCGCGAGCUGCGCCCGAUGAUAGUUCGAAAUCGUACCGUUUUUUUUUUGUUUUCUUGUAGGGCUGGGCCGUCCAGAAGCUGGAUCACCAAUGGAAAGACAGUAUCGCUUCGAUAUUCCAGAAGCCAGGGUUCAUCAAACGAGUGAGUUUUUUUUUAUAUUGUAGUAGGUUCGAUAUUUAGGCCAUGCGAUGCGGAUACCCGGCGGUAAUGAUGGUGGUAAACGACAUGUUCCUCUUCGACGCAACCCGCCCCUUCCUUCCAAUCGUCGUCUGGGAUCAGCGCAAGAAGCGGCCGGUCCAUCGAGUCAAAGGCGACAUGGUCAAAGUCUUCGCCUACGACAGCCAUUUGACGGAGAUUGUGUUCGUUCGCACGGGUUGGAACACCCGCAAAAAGCUGGAGAGCACCCUACCCGUCUACGAGAAAUGCGAAGCCAUUUUCCGACAGAAUUGCAUGUUGUGGUUGGACGAGAUGGCGAAAAGGUCAAAGCCGAAAAAUGAAUCCGCCACUGGCGUCUGCAUGCUCAUGAGUAGGUCAAAUUAUUGUUGUGCUUGGUAUUUAGACUCUACAGAUUGUGAACAGAGGAAAAUUAUUCAACUUGCCCUCAGGGUAGAAGGGAAAAUUCUCACGUUGUAAGCUCAGAAUUUGAUGUCCUUUGCGUCGACGGAGUUGCAAGGAAAUCCCGGAAAACUUUUGAGUUUUUCAUUAUCAAAAUUUAUGCAAAUUUCAAUCAAUAAAUCUUGAUGGUUUUUAGAAGUCCAUUUGUAAAGUCGCUGGAGUGAUUUCAGCGAUGUGCAAGAAAAGUCACCGGUUUUUCCCAAAAAAACCUGUUGCACUGUGCAAUAAGUGGGAAAAUUGCACAGUGCAAUGUGACCUUUUGUUUUUGCACAGUGCAUGUCGCCGAAAUCACUCCAGCGACUUUGCAAACGGACUUGUAAAAACCAUCAAGAUUUAUUGAUCGAAAUUUGCAUAAGUUUUGGUAAUGAAAACAUCAAAAUUUUUUUGGGAUUUACUUGCAAACCCGUCGACGCAAGGGAUAUAAGAUUCUGAGCUUACAACUUGAGAAUUUUCCUUUUACCCUGAGGGCAAAUUGAAUAAUUUUUAAUUCUAGAUGUCCCCGAAUGCUUUGAGUCGGGAAGGAGACGAGAAGAAAACGGAAUUGUUCAUUAUUUGGCGGAAGAAAUUAUGCCCGAACUGAAUCUCGUCCUUCAAGGAGAAGAUCUUGUAGAAGUAAGUGAUUUGUUAUGUUUUUUUUUCAAUUUUUAGACCCAUCUUGACGGAUUUGCCAGCCAAUUCACUCGCAUCGAGCAACGCGCCACCAUGACCAACGGCAAAACCAAGGAGCAGUAUGACGUCAUGUGCAAGGAGAUCAGCAACCGAUGGGGAAGAUUGGACUUUGUUGUGAUGUUGUCGGACCGCGGCAAAGGCGCCAAAGAGCAACGUAUGAGCGUCAAGCCCUACUUGAAGAAAUAUGAAAUUGAUCCGUAAGAUUUUGCGGGAAUUUAGGGAGGAAAGGCGUAAAUUAUGGAGAGGGACGUGAUGUUCGGAAAAAUCUUUGGAUUUUUGGAUAAAAAAGGUUGAAUUGAUGGAAAAAAGAUAUUUUAUGAGAUGUUUAGGCAUCACACAAAAAUUUUGUGCAUUUUGAUUUUUUUUUUUGAAAAAAAAAAUUUUUUUGAUUUUUGAUAAAAUUUUUUUUUUAGUGUUACAAACCUCGUGGAGGGAAUCAGAGAGUUUAUCACUGAUUUUGGCAUCCAAAUUCGAUUCCUCCACAUUGAUUUGAAUGAAUUUUCGGAUGAAAAAAUUUUACGGCCAGUGCGAAGAGCCAUCAAAGCCUUGGUCACGGAGGUGGGCAUCUACUUGCACAUACCGUAAGUUGGAUUUUUAUUGAAAUUAAAAUAUCAAAAAAUAAAAAAAUGGGGAUAAAGAGGAAGAGAUUAUUGGGUAAUAGCAAAAAAAAAAAUUUUUUUUUUUAUUAUUUUGUCAUGGAUAAUAUAAUUUUUUUCGAAUUUUUUAUGAUCUUGUAAAGUCAAAAGAAAUCUUUUUUUUCAGCCUUUCCGUGGUCAGAAAAUUUUAUUAGCAUGAUUUUUUCUUCUUUUUUGAAGAUUUUUUUUCAUGGAUAAUAUAAUUUUUUUUUCAAUUUUUUAAAAAUUUUGUAAAGUUAAAGAAAAUCUUUUUUCCAGCUUUUCUAUGGUCAGAAAAUUUUAUUAUCAUGAUUUUUUUUCUUUUUUUGAAUUUUUUUUGUCAUGGAUAAUAUAUUUUUUUUCAAUUUUUUAAAUUUUGUAUUUUGUAAAGUUAAAGAAAAUCCUUUUUUUCAGCUUUCCCGUGGUCAGAAAAUUUUAUUAGCAAGGUUUUUUUUCUUUUUUUGAAAUUUUUUUUGUCAUGGAUAAUAUAAUUUUUUUUUUCAAUUUUUUAAAAAUUUUGUAAAGUUGAGGAAAAUACGUUUUUUCAGCUUUUCCGUGGUCAAAAAAUACCAUGUAAACGUCCCUCCCGCCGAAUGCCCCGAAAUGGAAAUCGCCCAAUCCAUUGAUCGCCUGAUCAAAGAACACUACGCGGAAAUCUGCUACCUCACCGAGUUGAACCAACAAAUUGAUUUCUUUAAUGACUCUUAA
Bursaphelenchus xylophilus (pine wood nematode) is the source of this 3733-nucleotide messenger RNA. Lineage: Eukaryota; Metazoa; Nematoda; Chromadorea; Rhabditida; Aphelenchoididae. The record is from the annotation of a GenBank genome assembly.